Molecule: messenger RNA, 3725 nt
Organism: Haliotis rubra (blacklip abalone)
Lineage: Eukaryota; Metazoa; Mollusca; Gastropoda; Lepetellida; Haliotidae
Product: splicing factor 3A subunit 1-like
Biological process (GO): regulation of alternative mRNA splicing, via spliceosome; mRNA cis splicing, via spliceosome
Cellular component (GO): catalytic step 2 spliceosome; U2-type prespliceosome; U2 snRNP
Molecular function (GO): protein binding; RNA binding
Source: RefSeq, a predicted model, not a curated record
AGUUGCCUCCCUUCACAAAAAGUACGCCAUAUUGGAACGAAAAUUGAACGAAGACAGUGAAUACUAACAUUUUCCCAUACAGAGAGACAAAAACUCAACAUGCCAACAGCCGAGGUUCAGAGACCUCCUGUUGAAGAUGGCGAAACCCAAGGCCAACAACAGAGUGUCAGUAAACCUGUCAUUGGCAUUAUUUACCCUCCUCCAGAAGUGAGAAACAUUGUUGACAAGACAGCUAGUUUUGUUGCAAGAAAUGGCCCUGAGUUCGAGAACCGGAUUCGCCAGAAUGAAGUUAACAACCCCAAGUUUAACUUCCUCAACCCCAAUGAUGCAUAUCAUGCAUACUACCAGUAUAAGGUGAAAGAGUUCAAAGAGGGCAAAGGUCAGGAACCCGUGGCACCUAAGUUGAACUUGUCGAGUGCGUUGAAGCCCCCUCCAGAGCACCCGAAGAUAGCUGAAGUGUUUGUGCCCAAAGAUCCCCCGCCUGAGUUUGAGUUUGUGGCUGACCCACCUUCUAUUUCAGCCUACGAUCUAGAUGUUGUGAAGCUGACAGCCCAGUUUGUGGCCCGGAAUGGCCGUCAGUUCCUCACCACUGUGAUGCAGAGAGAGCAACGCAACUACCUGUUCGACUUCCUACGUCCCCAGCACAGCCUCUUCAACUACUUCACUAAGCUUGUGGAGCAGUACACUAAGAUCCUAAUCCCACCAAAAAACCUGAAGGAAAAGCUUGCGAAGGAGUCUGAGAGCUACAAAGAGGUGCUGGAGGCUGUCAAGUACAGGGUGGAGUGGGCCAAGUACCAGGCCCGAGAGAAGAAGAAGGAGGAGGAGAAAGUGGAAAGAGAGCGAGUGUCCUAUGCUCAGAUCGACUGGCAUGACUUUGUAGUUGUGGAGACAGUGGACUUCCAGCCACAUGAAGGAGGUGAGUACAUGCAAUCAGGCUCAUGUCCUGACAGGGGCCCGUCGCAGACCAUCCCAGACGACAUGAUACAGAAGAUCAUGCAGAUGAUGGAGGACCGUUAUAGACUGCAACCAGCCGAGAAGGACAUUCACGAAGGCACCAACGCAGACGACUGCCCAGAGGGACACUCCGUCAACGUAGCGGCCACGACCAAGCCACCUUCACGAAGGAAGUCACAGUCUACCUCCAGGAAGGACCCAGAUGAACAGCCUGCACGAAGGGUUAGAAGAUCAUCACCUUCCCCGGACUCGGAGGAUCAUCACUCUUAUAAAGAUUCCAGAAGGAAGACUACGUCGUCCUUGGAGUCAGACUUGGAACCCCCGACUUCACGAAAGCCUUUGCGAAGGUCAAGCCGUCACUCCCCAGAACCGGACACAGUUAAGGCUUCACGAAGGACACCAGUAGCAGGUUCUAAAUCAUCUUCGUCCAGACGAUCAUCUGCAGAUUCCUCAAGGGCUUCGCGAAGCUAUCAGCGUUCACCUCACAGGUCUCCGCGAAAGUCAAGACGCAGCUCAUCAGGCCGAUCACCAAGAUCAUAUCGUUCGCCUCGCCGUUCACCUCGCCGAUCACCUCAUAGAUCACCACAUCGAUCUCCACACAGAUCUCCUAACAGGUCUUCACAGAAGUCCCAAGGCAGGUCUCCUUUAUCGUCACCCUGUACAGCAAUAAAACCAUAUAUACCACCAUCACAAGAGCAUCAACCUCUUAUCGGCGAUUCCAUUACAGAAGACGAUGGAGGCAUCAUCUUCUCAGACGCUGAGAUACGAUACUGGAUUGUAAACAACCUAGACCUUUCUUCACCUUCCAAGAGUAACAACUCAGUGCAGACUUAUUUGAUGAAGGAGGACGAUGCUGAUGCCAUCACCUUACCACCGAUCGACCCGAUUGCUGCGGUACCGAAGAAUUUGGACUCAGCCUUCCACAAAGCCACUAAAGUCCAAACAGCACAUUUACCACAGUUCCAUGCUAACAAGUUUUCAACCCACAACAUGGAACUCGCUCCUCAAGGCACAAGACAUAGACGACAACUACAAAUUGACAAUGACAUGGAGAUGGAGUCUGACGAGGAAGGCGAUGAUGAAGACCAGGGUCCAGGGAAGAAUGGCCCUGGGGGACAGUCGAACGACGACAUUCAGGUUCAGGAUAUGGAGGAAGAUUCAGACGAGGAAGUGAUGGACAGACCACCCAAGUCUAAAGCUGCUGCACCACCGCCACCUCCCCCACCCCUCCCAGAGGCACCCCCACUGCCCCCCACACCGGACCAGGUGAUCAUCAGGAAAGACUACAACCCCAAGGCACGCCCCGUCACAGCAGAGGGUGGGCCAGACCAGUACAUGGUGUCACCCAUCACAGGGGAGAAGAUCCCUGCCCACAAGGUGCCAGAGCACAUGAGGAUAGGGCUGCUCAACCCCAAGUGGAUGGAGGCGAAACAGAGGCAGAUGGAGGAAAUGAAGGAACAGGAGGAGGUGUACGCUGCUGGCUCUGCCAUUGACACCAACCUCAAGCAGCUCGCAGAGAGGCGUACUGAUAUCUUUGGUGUUGGCACAGAGGAAACACAGAUUGGUAAAAAGAUCGGAGAGGAAGACAAGAAGGAGCGAUCGAAGAUUGUGUGGGACGGCCACACAGCCUCCAUGGAGAAAGUGUCACAGAGGGCAAGGGAGAACAUCUCUAUUGAAGAGCAGAUUGCCACCAUACACAAGGUCAAGGGACUGCUGCCUGAUGAAGAGAAAGAGAAGAUUGGACCUGCCAUGCCUAAAGCAGGUUCUGCCCCACCACCACCUCCUCCCCCGAAGUCCGCUCCUCCACCCCCAGGUUCACAGCCAGGACCUCCCCAGCCUCCCAACAGACCUCCACCCCAGCAGAUGCGUGUGUCCCAUCAAGUCCCCAUGCAUCCCCCGGGAGGAGUGAUGGUCCUGCCUCCCAGACCUCCGAUGAUGAUGGGCAUGCGAGGGCCCCACAUGCGACCACCAAUGGGUAUGCAUCCUGGCCCCCCACAAGGAUACCCAGGUCCCCCUGGGCCCCCAGGCCCUCCUCAUCGCCCUGGGCCACCACCCCCACCAUCCGGUCCCAUGGAUGACGAACCCCCCAGCAAGAAGCAGAAAACUGAAGACAACCUGAUGCCUGAGGAGGAGUUCCUCAAGAAGAACAAGGGUCCAGUUACAAUCAAGGUGGCUGUGCCCAAUGUGCCAGACAAGCCUGAAUGGAAGCUCAAGGGACAGAAGCUGGACUUCACAUUACCACUCACAGAUUCCGUGUCUGUGAUCAAGGCCAAGCUGCACGAGACGCUAGGAAUGCCGGCUGGCAAACAAAAGCUGCAGUAUGAGGGAAUUUUCAUCAAGGACUCCAAUACACUGGCUUUCUACAACUUCUUGAAUGGUGCUACAGUGUCACUGGCUCUGAAAGAAAGAGGAGGAAGAAAAAAGUAACUCCUGUGUUAGAAUAUUCAUUGCUUCACCUCUGCAGCAAUACCAAAUUUGUCCCCAGCAAUAUGGGGCAGUGUGGGCAGGCUUGAAGAUUUGGGUGCCUGUCAUCGUAUCUCACAAUAUCAGUCAUUGAGGUGUCUGGUCAAGACUUUACCAGCUGCUACCAUAGCUGGAAUAUUGCUGAGCAUUACACAACAUGCAUAUGUCAUAUAAUAGAAGCCUUUUUUUAAUUAUGACACUGUAUGUGCCAUCAUGCUUUCACCAUGGAAAUGAUUACUGUGCUUAGUCAUCCAGAACUCUGCUGUCUUGUAUAAAUAAUGCUGGUGAGAAUAAAAUGUACAGCCGUU